Molecule: messenger RNA, 4280 nt
Organism: Plutella xylostella (diamondback moth)
Lineage: Eukaryota; Metazoa; Arthropoda; Insecta; Lepidoptera; Plutellidae
Product: carboxyl-terminal PDZ ligand of neuronal nitric oxide synthase protein
Molecular function (GO): nitric-oxide synthase binding
Source: RefSeq, a predicted model, not a curated record
UGAUUUAAAUUCCUUCUUCCUGUAAUCUUCCUGAUCCCAAACGCAGUUCAAUGUAAUAAACGAUUUCAGGCACCAACUCUGUAAUCGCUAAAAAACGCCGUCCUUUCUAAAAUAAGUCUAAUACCUAAUCAUCCAAUAUUUAUCAGAGCUCAAAGCUACUGACCUGCUUUCUAUGUUAGUCAGUAUGUCGGGUACAUAAUUAAUUGGCUUGCCUGCGGAAAAUUCGGAAUAUAUUCCGAAUUCAAUAUCGUUUCGGUAACGUAGAGAUGGCAUGAAUACAGCGUGUACAUAUCUAUCGAACCCUAAGGAGCACGUGUACUUGCAUGCAAAUGUUUCACAGUAUAUCUAUGUAGGUACAUGAAUUCUAAAAUCAAAUCUGAACAUCCACAGCACCCGAGAUUCGACGAGUAUUCAGUGGGAGCACAUAAAAUAUUCAGAUUUGUGUACAAUUUAUGCAUUGAAUUGUCAUUUUUAUAUUAAUAAUAUGUAAGUAUUUUGUAUGAUAUUUUUUUGUUUAUAAUAUGGAUAUAUUUGUGAGUUUGUAAGGAAGAAUGUUUAUAAAUGUACUUACAUAUAACGAAUAAACUCAAAAACUAAUGAACCGAUUCCAAAGUCAAGCUCUUUCCUUGUCAUCACGGAAAUAUUUAAUUAUAUUGUAGUAAAUAUUAAUUAGUGCAUUGCUGCACCCACUUUUCGCCUACCCCGCAAGGGAGUACAUUAGUACAAGGCGUCAGUGUUUGUUUGUUGUUAUAUUAAUUAGUAAAUAUUUUACAGUAUUAUGUUUAUUAAUCAAUUUAUUGACAAUUACAACGCAAUAACAAGAUAGAAGUUUCCACCGUUUCUGGAACUAUGAAUCCGAUUUUCCAGAACUAAUCUUAAUUCAUUCACAGUUUACUGCUGUUGGCUUGUUGGUCCUAAAUAUACAAAUUAACUACGUUAUUAUUGCUGUUGUUAGUUCUAAUAACUCUUAAUAAUAGAUGUCGUAGUUACAGACAUGUCACAACUGUAAACUCGGGUAUAUAACACUAAAAUUUACUAGUCAUAACUUCAAAAGUUCUAAAUUUCUGCCGAGGGACUAGACCGCUAAACGCAGUGUAGCUUGAUGAUGUAGCUUUAAGUUUUUUUAAUGUCACAGUUAAGGCUAUAGACUAAAAUUACCUUUACCCAAUUUUAAAUUAAUACUAGUCACUAUUCUGUAUGCGAAUUGGUAGUCAUUAAAAGAACGUGUCCUUAAUUUUUUUUUGUUGAGGCGCGCGUGGCACCAUGUUACUAAGUUACUGGUAGAUAGGUUCUUUUCAUGUAAUUUCAUGCAACAUCUGUUGCAGUUAAUAAAAUAUUGUAAUUGAUGAUGGUAAAUAUAUCAUCAUACCCUUCCUCUAUAGAUCUAUAUUCUGUGAUAAUAUAGAUCACGAUCAGAACUGGGCUAUAUCUAGGCAUAGCUGUGUAUAAUUAGUUCAAAAUAAGAUUUAUGACAUCGUCUGUAAUAUCCUUUUAUUGUUUCACACUGGGUGUCGUCAUGUUAUUAGUUGGCUGUCAUAACACGAUAGAGCGACGACGGGCGUCCGUCAGCAACUAUAGUUUAUUUGUGUAGAGAGCGCCAUCGCCAUGCGCGCGCGGCCGCCCCAUGCUCUCGCGCCAGUCGCCGCGCGCCGCCCGCCUCGCUCGCGCGCCACGCCGCCGCCGCCGGCAUGAGUGCCACACGUUCCGAUCAAUCACAUAUAUGUGCAACAAUACGAAUAAUUCAUCAACCAUGUCAAAUCAAAGGGACCAUAACGGGAAAAACAAAAAGAGCGAUCGCGCCCUUAAACACUUGCCAACCGACGUGAUACUGAAAGCGAGGACCACGCUAGGGACGCUCCUGAAACCAAAACAUCAGGAUAAUGACCGGCCGAAGUUCUCGCGGAACUCGUCUCGGGACAAGAGCCGGGCGAAGGAGGAGCGCCUGCCGGCGAGCCGCUCGGAGCCGGAGUUCAGCGCGCUGGGCCGCCCGCGCCGCAGCCGCAUCGACGAGUGCGGGCCCGCGCCGCGCCGCCCGCGCCCGCUCUCGCUAGGACCCGACAAACGCUUGUUAGCGGAGCAAGUCGAAGACUUCCAUCGAAGGACAUUUCCUCUGGAGCCAGUCAAUGUUUACAAUUCCGCCGAAGACGUGUGCGUCCCGAGGCAUGAACUUGUUGUUAAUAGUGUUAAAAGUAAUGGCAGCGACGUACAGGUACACGAAAAUGUAGAGAAGCCUCGGAAGAAGCUUUCGUUUCGCGAGCCGGAGAUACUGGACCGCUCGGAGGAACAUGCGCAGGCGCCGGCGCGCACGCACAAGCUGAUGGGCAUCAACAGCCUCUCGCGCCGCCCUCAGAGGAUCUCCUUGCAAGUUGAACCCAUUCCAACCGUCAUUACUGAAGACUCGGAUCUAGAGAGUCAAGCUAUGCGCAUCGUGCGGACGGUGGGGCAGGCAUUCGAAGUGUGCCACAACAUGCAGCGGCAGGAGCGCGAGGCGGCCGAGGCUGCGGAGGCGGCCAGCGUGUCCGCGCGCGGCGACCCCGUGUCCGCACGCGGCGACCACGUGUCCGCGCGAGGCGACCACGUGUCCGCGCGAGGCGACCCGGCGCCCUCCAACACCGGCAGCGACAUCCUGCCUUUCAAAGAGUCGGGAGCGAGUUCGCUACUGGCUCAGGCCGAGGCAGCUGCUGCUGUGGAGACCAAGCCCCCGCCGGAGUUCGAGCUGCUGCCGCCACCCGCAAGGAAGGCCAACCCGAGGCGACCCGCGCAGAGUUCAGCGGCGGGCGUGUCGCUUAGUCUGCCCGAGUGUGUGACGAAGGUGGAGGUGUGUGACACGAGCGGCGACGCGUCCACGCCGCUCACCGCGCAACAUCAGAUGCAACUGUUGCGCGAGCGGCUGGACCAGCAGGCGCAACAGACGCGCGUGGCCGUCGCGCAACUCAUCCUGUUACGCGACCAGCUCGCCGCCGAACAAGCCGCGCGGUGCGAGGCGCAAGCGCGCACGCACCAGCUGCUGGUCCACAACAAGGAGCUGCUGGAGCACAUCUCCGCGCUCGUGGCGCACCUGCAGGAGCGGGACACGACGCGCCGCGUCGACGCGCACCAACUCACGCUGCUGCCACAGUUGUCUUCGUCAGCCAAGAUAGACCGUUGGUUCUCGCUCCUCCCGGGCAGCAUGGCGGCCCUGUCCCGGCCGGAGAGCGGCUUCGUGUCAGGAGUGGAGGACGCCGACGCUGCCACCCUCGCCGAAGCCAGGAACCUCCUGCUCCAGCUCAGCACCAAGAAGAAACGCCGGCUCAUACCGAUACGAUUCUCCAGACGAAAAACUAUAGCUAAUAAACACACACUCUUGUAGGAAAUUUGGAAUGGCGGGUGAAUCACAUUGGUCAUAGGAGAUGACUCCAGAAUACUAUUCACUACCUAUACGUACAGGCGCUUAGUCUUGUAUAGCGAUUUGUAACGGUAGGUAUGAUGAUAGAGGUGUUUGACGAUAAAAGCGAAGGGAAUAGCUAAGAUAGUUAAUUGGGUUAUAAAUACGAACGUAUAGUCGUAUAGUAAGUAAUAAGCAUGUUUAUUUAGUAUUGAUAAUGCGUACAACGACCACUUCAGUUGGUGCUGAAAAUGAAAAUACAUGACUCAUGCGAACCAAAGAUACUUAUUCCACCACCGGUUCUGAAAUAACAUGAGCUCGCAUUGAAUAAUAACGAGAAUCAAAUUAACGAAUAUUUAAUUAGGUAUGUAAGUAUGUAGUGUAAUGAAAUACGACGAACAAACUGUGCAUUUUUAGGCUACGUCUACAAUAUAAUUGAGUAAUUAAUCAUGUACGUAUUAUAGGCUCGCUAGUCCUAUAAUUUGCUAUACUUAACUAUUUAGGUAAAUACAUUCAACAAAAGCGAUAAGUCACCACAAGUCGUCACAAGUGUGCAAACUGUUUCACCCUAAAGUCCAACUCAAAGACACAAUGUGUCUUUGAUUCUAGUUAUAGAUGACUGAUGACAUUGGAUGAUUCGAAUCAUCCAAAGUCAUCUAUCACUCGAAUUUGAGGGUGUUAUGGGUGAAUACUUGUUUGUUUUUCUGUCUGAACAAGCAAAUAAUUUAUCAAUUAUUAAUUAUUGACGAGGAUUUUAACUUUGGUUAGGUUAUGCUCACCUAAACUUAUUUAGUUAUCAACCAAAUACACUCCCGGGCAAUGAAAUAGUUCCACUCACAAAAUUCUGAUUCCAAAAGACCCCAAUUUUUUCAAAGAUUUAAUUUUAAAUUGGAACAAAAUAUUUCCGUUUCUAGUU